AUGUCUGUGGACCAAGAUAAUGAGCAGUGUCCUACCCGCAGGCUCUUAAUAGCUCUGCUGAAACAGAGACAGUUAGAUGCAGAGAGCCUGAAGCUGGUCCAGAGUCAGGUGACCAAGAUGCAGCCAUUGACUCCUCGCUGGAAUGACCAGAUUGAAGACAACAAUGAAUAUAUCCAGAAACCUUACUCAGACUUCCUUGAACAAGAUCCGGUCCAGUCCCUUUUGGAUGAUCUCAAUCGGAGUAUAGUGAAGGCCAACUCUCUGCGAGAACUCCUGCUAGAGGAACAGGAGAAGAAUCAGGCCCUUAAGGAUCAGAUGAAAGAGGAGAUAAAGGCCAAGGCUGCAGCACUGAGAGACAUGCAGGGGCAACAGAGACAGAGAGACAAGCUUCAAACCAAAAUGGAGACUCUCACAUCUGUCCUGGAACAAAGGAGGCGCGCAGUCGAAGAAUUGCAGGACAAGUAUGAGGCCAUCUGCAAUCAGAUGAAAGAGGAGAUGAAGGCCAAAACUGCAGCACAAAAUCUCCUACUAGAAGAACAGGAGAAGAAUCAGGCCCUCAAGGAUCAGAUGAAAGAGGAGAUAAUGGGCAAAGUUGCAGCAGAGGGAGAUGUGAUGAAGCUGCAGAAAGAGAAAGAGAAGCUUGAAACUGAAGUGCUGUCUCUCAGAAAUGCCCUGGAACAAGAGAGUCAUGCAAAAGACAGCCUCAAAGCUGAAGUGUUCUCUCUAAGAUCCUCUCUGGACAAAGAAAAAACAAAAAUCUCUGCACCGACUCAGGAAAAAAUAGACACUCUGCAAAUGCGAGUGUUGAAAACCAAACAGAAGAUGGAGGGCCUCAAGGAAACUCAUGCACAACAGCUGUGGACAGAGAAGCAGAAUGUGCAGGAAAUAUCCGAGGCUCUCACAACUGCAGAGAACAACAACUCUGCUCUGACGAAAGAAUAUAAGGACCGCCAAGAAGCGACAGAAGUCAAACAGGAGAGGAGCUUGUGGGAGAGGAGCUUGUGGGCGUUGAGGAAGAGAUUGUUCCGGCGAGGGGUGAAGGUCCAUCCCAUGAAUGUUCCAUCUGUUUAA
Molecule: messenger RNA, 1071 nt
Organism: Knipowitschia caucasica
Lineage: Eukaryota; Metazoa; Chordata; Actinopteri; Gobiiformes; Gobiidae
Source: the annotation of a GenBank genome assembly